Messenger RNA from Mastomys coucha (southern multimammate mouse), 977 nucleotides. Its product is annotated as hemoglobin subunit theta-1-like. Gene Ontology annotation, biological process: oxygen transport; hydrogen peroxide catabolic process. Gene Ontology annotation, cellular component: blood microparticle; hemoglobin complex; haptoglobin-hemoglobin complex. NCBI's taxonomy places the organism in Eukaryota, Metazoa, Chordata, Mammalia, Rodentia, Muridae. The transcript is spliced from 4 exons. The record is from RefSeq and is a predicted model, not a curated record. Gene Ontology annotation, molecular function: peroxidase activity; heme binding; haptoglobin binding. Bases 273 to 701 code for a protein of 142 amino acids.
UAAUGUAGAUUUAAAUCUCUUUCAUUUUACUUUACUCGUGUGGGUGUCUUGGCUGCAUGGAUAUCUGUGCCUCUCUUGUAUGACUGUGGAAGACGGAAGAGAGCUUUGGAUCCACCUGGCCUGAAGUUACAGACAACUGUGAGGAGGCAUGUGGGAGCUCGGAAUCUAAGCCAGGCAACCCGGAAGGCUGCAGCGCCCCCUGGCGGCCUCCUGGAUUUUGGGAGGUCCUUGGGAGCAGCCUAGGCAUAGAGCCAGGCCACAGUUCACAGAAGAUGGCUAGGUCCCGGGAUGAUCUACAGCUGGUCCUCGCGCUCUGGAAAAAGAUGGGCAGCAAUGUCUCAAUCUAUGCGACCGAGGCCUUGGAGAGGACCUUCAUGGCUUUCCCCUCCACCAAAACCUACUUCUCACACUUGGACCUGAGGCCAGGCUCUAGCCAGGUUAAAGCCCAUGCACAAAAGGUGGCCGACGCACUGACUCUCGCUACCCAGCACCUGGAUGACCUGCCUGCUUCUCUGUCUGCUCUCAGGGAUCUACAUGAGCGCAAGCUCUGUGUGGACCCCACUAACUUCCAGUUCUUCAGCCACUGUCUGCUGGUCACUCUUGCCCGGAAUUAUCCUGGAGACUUCAGCCUGGAAAUGCAUGCCUCCUUGGACAAGUUUCUGGGUCACGUGACGUCGGCACUGGUCUCCAAGUCUGGCUGAGCUGAGAAUGUAGUGUAGCUGAGUCUCCAGUUGUGCCCUUCCUCAAGCUCUCAAUGUUUGAGUAAACCUCCCCAGGACUGCACUGCUGUCCUGUAACCUGAGGGGAACAGGAGAAAUAUACACCCCGCUCCCCGCAUCCCAAAACAAGGUUCUACAAGAAUGGAAUUAGAGCUAAACUGGUUUCACAGACCUCACAUGAGAGGCAGCUGUCCCUUGUUUUUGUUGUUUUAUAUUAUUUUUGUCUUUCAGAUAAAUAUCAUGUUCUCAUGUACCCCA